CAAUUUCUGUUAAUCUUCUUUAUUUUAGAUCAGAGGUAUCCUUGUGCGUUGGAACUCAUCUCAUUCCACACCCUAACAAGGCACUCACAGGAGGGGAAGAUGCUUUCUUUGUCAGUAGCUACUCGGGAGGAGUUAUUGCUGUUGCUGAUGGUGUCUCUGGUUGGGCUAAAGAAAAUGUGGACCCUGCUUUAUUUCCUCGAGAAUUUUUGGCUAAUGCUUCAGAUUUGGUGGGGAAUGACGAUGAGGUUAAUAACGACCCCCAGAUUCUUUUGAGGAAGGCACAUGCUUCUACCUCUGCAACUGGUUCAGCUACUGUAAUUGUUGCAAUGAUGGAGAGGAAUGGCAAGCUGAAAAUUGCUAAUGUUGGAGAUUGUGGAUUAAAGGUC
Cucurbita pepo subsp. pepo (vegetable marrow) is the source of this 386-nucleotide messenger RNA. NCBI's taxonomy places the organism in Eukaryota, Viridiplantae, Streptophyta, Magnoliopsida, Cucurbitales, Cucurbitaceae. The record is from RefSeq and is a predicted model, not a curated record.